Caenorhabditis remanei is the source of this 849-nucleotide messenger RNA. RefSeq lists its product as uncharacterized. The record is from RefSeq and is a predicted model, not a curated record. The transcript is spliced from 5 exons. NCBI's taxonomy places the organism in Eukaryota, Metazoa, Nematoda, Chromadorea, Rhabditida, Rhabditidae. Bases 1 to 849 code for a protein of 282 amino acids. Gene Ontology annotation, biological process: barbed-end actin filament capping; actin cytoskeleton organization. Gene Ontology annotation, molecular function: actin filament binding. Gene Ontology annotation, cellular component: actin cortical patch; F-actin capping protein complex.
AUGUCGGAGAUCACUGAUGCCGAAAAGGUCCGCAUUGCCUCGGAUUUCAUCAAGCAUGCACCACCCGGAGAAUUCAAUGAGGUAUUCAACUCGGUUCGAAUGCUUCUAAAAAACGAUGAUCUCCUGAAAGACAAAUGUGUUCCAGCCAUUGCACAGUACAAUGUCGGGCAGUUUGUGCCAGUGAAGUUGGACGGAGUCGCCAGACAGACUCUCAUCACACCAUACAAUGAUUUGGGCAACGGACGUUUUUACGACGAAGUCUCGAAGAAAAGCUUCAAGUAUGACCACGUUCGCAAAGAGGCUAGUGAUCUUCAACCGCAUCCAGCUGAAUCUGGAAUCACUGAGCAAUGGCGUCAGGCUCUUCAAACUCAACUUGACACAUAUAUCGAUGAGCAUUACGCUAAGAGCGGCACCGGAGUUGUCUUCGCUCGCAAUGGCGCAUUCACGAUUUGCAUCGAGUCACAUCAAUUCCAACCGAAAAACUUCUGCAAUGGAAGAUGGCGUUCGGAGUGGAAUGUACCAGUUGGUGAUGGAAAAUCGGGUUCGCAAGAGAUGAAGGGAAAGGUGUUGUCCCAAGUUCACUAUUAUGAAGAUGGGAAUGUACAGUUGUUCUCGGAAAAAGAGCCAGUUCUCAAAGUUAACGUCUCGGCUGAUUUCGACAAAACCGCCAAAGACAUUAUCCACGCUAUUACUGAAGAGGAGACGAAGUAUCAGAAUGCUGUUCAAGAGAACUAUGCCAACAUGUCCGACACUACAUUCAAAGCGCUUCGCCGUCAAUUGCCAGUCACUCGCGCUAAAAUGGACUGGAAUAAGGCACAAACUUAUCGAAUUGGACAAGAAAUGAAGUAA